Molecule: messenger RNA, 4531 nt
Organism: Thalassophryne amazonica
Lineage: Eukaryota; Metazoa; Chordata; Actinopteri; Batrachoidiformes; Batrachoididae
Gene: pacs2
Product: phosphofurin acidic cluster sorting protein 2
Exons: 25
Coding region: 141-2813 (890 amino acids)
Biological process (GO): protein localization to plasma membrane
Molecular function (GO): transmembrane transporter binding
Source: RefSeq, a predicted model, not a curated record
GCCGAGAAAUGAGUUCAUCCUCCUUCGUCCACUGUCCACGAACGUGAGAGCGCGCGUGACGUGACGCCGCGGACUCGAGGCUCGCGCCGCUCUGUUGUCUCCACGCUCGGUGUCGGACGGUCCCACCCGCUCCACGGAACAUGGCCGAGAGAAGUGGACGGCUGAGUUUCCCCGGCAGCGGGGCUCUCAACCGGCCGGUGCCCAUGAACCUGUUCGCUACGUGGGAGAUAGACGGUUCCUCCCCGAACUGCAUCCCGAGAUUGUGCAGUCUGACUUUGACAAAGCUGAUUGUGAUGCGAGAACUUGAUAAAGAGUUGAUCUCUGUUGUCAUUGCUGUAAAAAUCCAGGGGUCCAAACGGAUUUUGAGGUCCCAUGAGAUAGUGCUGCCACCCAGUGGGUCUGUAGAGACGGAUCUGGCACUCACCUUCUCUCUGCAGUACCCGCACUUCUUAAAGCGAGAAGGAAACAAGCUACAGAUCAUGCUGCAGAGAAGGAAGAGAUACAAGAACCGGACCAUCUUGGGCUACAAGACUCUUGCAGUUGGAUCUAUUGAUAUGGCCGAGGUGAUGCAGCACCCAACAGAGGGAGGCCAGGUUCUGCCUCUCUGCAGCAAUCAGAAGGACAUGCUGGGUAAAGUGGCCGAGAUCUGGAUCCUUUCCCUGUCCAGUCAACCUAUCGACUAUGAAGAGGCAGCUUUGCAGGGGGAGCAAAAGAUCAAAUGCUCGGAUAACUACUCGGAGGAGGAGUAUGAGAGUUUUUCUUCAGAGCAGGAGGCCAGUGAUGAUGCUGUACAGGGACAGGAUCUUGAGGAUGAUGAGUAUGAUGUGAGGAAGCCAAAGAAGCAGAGGAGGUCAAUUGUAAGGACCGCCUCCAUCACCAGACAGCAGAACUUUAAGCAGCGAGUAGUGGCUCUUCUCAAGCGCUUCAGAGUUUCAGAUGAGGUUUUGGAUUCAGAGCAGGACCCUGCAGAACCGCCUCCUGAAGUGGAGGAGGAUCUGGAUUUGGAGAGUUUGGAUUUUGAGAAUCCCAGCGACAGUGGCCCGGAGCUGGAUGAUGAUGACAGCGUCCUGAGUACACCAAAACCAAAACUCAGGCCAUAUUUUGAGGGUCUUUCUCUCUCCAGCUCUCAAACUGAGAUUGGCAGCAUCCACAGCAGCAGAAGCCACAAGGAGCCUCCCAGCCCGAGUGACCCAGAUAAAACUAAGUGCAGCGGGGCCAAGUUUCAGGAAGAUGGCGUCUCUGAUAAUGGCUCUUUUCAAGAACCACCAGAAGCUGUGACUCCGACCUCCGAGCUGGAGAUGGACACCAUGGACACAUUUUUAGACAGAUUGCCCCCAAGUGGCAAAAUGACCAAAACAGAGUCUCUUAUCAUUUCAUCAAACCGGCAGGAACCGAUGCUGGCUGGAAGGCGAGGCAGGAGCACAUCACUAAAGGAGCGCCAGCCCAGCAGGCCACAGAAUGAGAGGGCUAACAGUCUGGACAAUGAACGGUCCCUGGAUACACGGUGCCACCUGCAGAUCCCGAGAAAGACUGUAUAUGACCAACUAAACCACAUCCUGGUGUCCGAUAACCACCUCCCUGACAGCAUCAUCCUCAUUAACACUUCAGAAUGGCAGGGCCAGUAUCUUUCAGACAUCCUGCAAAACCACCAUCUGCCAGUGGUCUGCACCUGCACUACCGCCGACAUCCAAGCUGCAUUCAACACCAUCGUCUCCCGCAUACAAAGAUUUUGCAACUGUAACUCUCAAACACCGAUUCCCAUUAAGAUAGCCGUGGCCGGAGCACAACACUACCUCAGUGUGGUCCUGAGGCUUUUUGUGGACCACCUUUCCCAUAAGACCCCUGACUGGCUCGGUUACAUGAGGUUCCUCAUCAUCCCUCUAGGUGCACAUCCAGUCUCCAAAUAUCUUGGCACUAUUGAUUACCAUUACAACACUUUGUUCCAAGAUGCUGCGUGGAGGGACCUCUUUCACAAGCCGGAGGCUCCCAUCAUUGCCCAGGAGAACCCAGACGUUGUGUCCAGAGUAACGCAGUACAUGGUUGGAGCUAACGGUGCUCACCAGCUCCCCAUCGCAGAGGCUAUGCUGACCUACAAACAGAAGAGGAAAAAGAGCUUUCAUUUUGAUUUUGCAGUAAGCCCCGAUGAAGAUUCAUGUCAGAAAUUCAUCCCUUUUAUUGGGAUGGUGAAAGUUGGCAUUGUGGAGCAGACGUCUGUAGCUUCUGGGGACUCAGAUGAUGCGAUGCCUUUGGGGUCAGCAUUGCUUUCUUCCACUCCCCCCCAAGUGUCGCCCGCUUUCAAAGAGGCUUCACCUACUCCACCCUCCUCCCCCUCCAUCAACACGGGGUUUUGCACUUACAGUUCUAGUGGCCAGACGGAGCUGAUGGGCCUUCAAGUGGACUACUGGGUGGCAUCGACAGACAGAAAAAAAGAGGUGGAGAAACGGGACUGUUCCUCCAAAAACACUCUCAAGUGCAAUUUUCGCUCGCUGCAGGUCAGCCGGCUGCCACAGGGGGGUGCAGAGCUGAGCUCCCAGCCUACCAUGUCCAUGACGGUGGUGACUAAGGAGAAGAAUAAGAAAGUCAUGUUCCUGCCAAAAAAGAGCAAAGACAAAGAGGUGGAGUCGAAGAGUCAAGUGAUUGAGGGCAUCAGCCGGCUUAUCUGCACUGCCAAGCACCAGCAGACCAUGCUGCGAGUGCUGAUUGAUGGCGUCGAGUGGAACGAUGUGAAGUUUUUCCAGCUGGCUGCGCAGUGGUCCUCGCAUGUCAAACACUUCCCCAUUGGGAUCUUCGGACACACAAAAGGCCCUUAUUAGCAGACAGAGACUGAGACACUGAGGACAGCUCUCCCCUUCCUCCCUCCUCCUCAUGCCAGCAGCUUUUAAGCUCCCUUCACCCUGCUGUACACUUCUAUUCUGCUGCUUUAACUCUUAUUUUCGUUUGUGGCAUUUGUCUUAUUAUUUUAUUUACUGUUUUACAGGGUUUUUAAAAGUUUUCUAUUUAAGGAAAACCUUGAGUCGGAGUUGCUGAGGGAAUAUUUCUUUACUCUGCCUUUUAAGACAACAGCUGAUGAUGUUUUAUAGAUAUUUGAGAAAAAAAAAUCCCUAAUUCAAUAAUAAUUAAAGAUGCGGUGACCUUUAGCAUAUUAUAUUACUGUCCACAUGGACGCCUGCCCUCAUUUUUUUUUUUCCUCCGAGAGGCUGGUUUACAAUGUUUGUCCACCACAUGAUACAACAGGCAAACUGAAGGAAGGACAAAAGGACAAACUGGAAGCAGAUUAUGGCUUCUUGUUUUUAACACAAACAAACUUUGAAUUCUCACCUGCAGUGAUUGACUUCAAACUCAACUUUAACCCUGAAGAAAGACAAAUUAAAUGACCCCUGACCUUUAGCCUUCUGCACAUAAUGAAGAUGUCUAAUGUGCAAUCGACUGAAUACUGUGUUGCUAUAACUUAGCAUAAUAACAUGCCACUGUUAGUAGAUUAGAUGCUGCUGUUAGCUGUGGUUUUCAUUCUUAUCCCCUUUCUUUUUCUGCUUCUGAUAAACUGACUGACAUGUCAAAAGGUUUGACUUAAAACUGGGCACACAUUCAAAAAAAAACUACUCUCAGACAUACUGAUAGCACAAAGUCAAGCUAAAUGCAUUUUACAUUAAAAAUGUAUUCUAAAUUGAAAAUAAUGUGUAUUGUACAAAUAAGUCCAUUUGCUCAGGUUGCUCACUCCUCCCAACACACUCCGUGUUUUUGCAGAUGUUAAUUUUGCUAAAGGAAUCAGCUGCAGCUCGCUCUUUACCUGUGGUAUUUUAGAUGACUGCAUUAAGUAGAGAGGUGAAUGUAUUGAAGGUACUUCAGUGUAAAGCACUUUUUAAACGUUCGUCCGUUAGAGAUUUAGUGUGUUAAACUUGGCCCGGGAAUCUUGCAGGUACCAUUGACUGAUUGCUGCUGUACAAUUAGAUCCAUUCCAUUUUAGUUUCAUAUUUUUGUAAUUUUAGUCUUGAAUGUGUAUAUGAUGUUAACAUUUAAAAGAAAUUACUUUCCUAUUUUGUCAGUACAUUACCCAACUGUUAAUAAUAAAAAAAUAAAACAUGACAGUGUAUAUUAUUGACAUUUCAUUCAGCAGCAGUUUCAUCGUAAUAAUUGCCAACAUCUUGAUAAGUGCCUAAAUUGCUUAAUUUGACAAAUCAGAAUAAAUAUGCCUGGCUAACAUGGUGCUGAGUCUGAUGUUACGACAACAAAUUAUCUUUAUACAAUGCACUGAUUUGAAAACAUAAAUUAUGCGGUCAUACCUGUUCAUUCAUAUGUCGCUAAAAUAAAUUCCCAGCGCAUCGUACUAAAAGGGAAAUUCACAUUGUAGUCAUUUGGCUCCAAAAUGCGCUUUUUAAUUCAUUAAAAUGACAGGAUACAGUUGUUUGUUUCUCGACGCAGAGGACGUUGUUGAUGUUUGGUUCAUCUGUUGUCUUUGAAAGACUUGUUGAUACUUAAAGCUCUUGAAAGAAAACCAUUGUAAUUCCAAAACUGGGAGUAAUAAAACUACACA